Marchantia polymorpha subsp. ruderalis is the source of this 912-nucleotide messenger RNA. The record is from the annotation of a GenBank genome assembly. NCBI's taxonomy places the organism in Eukaryota, Viridiplantae, Streptophyta, Marchantiopsida, Marchantiales, Marchantiaceae.
GAUGUUAUACUACAACUUCAUUACUUUUCAAAUUCAACAAUUACUUUUACUUCAAAGAAACAAUAGAUUAAGGUAGCGGCUAGUUAUCCAUCACUAUUGGUUAAUUAUACCUCACCUUGCUAUACUCUCUUUUGUAAUUGGUCAGAUGCGGUGACGAGAUGAGAGUUCCUUCAUUGUCGGCUCACCCCUUAGAUCCUUGUAUGUCUGCCUUUCUCACUCUCGCGUGUAUCCCUGCAGUAAAAGUUUGGCCCCUCCUCCUCAUAUUUCCGUCACCCUCGGGGAUCAAGCAGCCCCACCUCAUCAGGCAUCCAAUGAUGAGCUCUCCUUGUCUGCAGCUGCAGCAAUCCAUGCGUCAGAAUCUACCCUCCCGCAUUACUCUUGGAGAAAGCAGACCUUGACUCAUGUAGGACGGGAGGUUAAGAAAUUUUUUCUCCAUGCGCUAUCGUCGAAGAAACAAAGUUGGGUAUAAUCUGAAAACCUUUGUUGCAUCUAUGGUGCCAAAGGAAGGUGACGAUGGCUCCGAAAUUGCUGCACUGAGCGAUGUCAUGACCAUGAGAUUUUGACAGCACAUAGCUGGAAUUUUGCUACAUUUCACGGGAGACAAGAGCUCACCGUUGGAUGCCUCAUGAGGCCGGAUUCCCCGAUCCGAUGGCGAAGGAAAUAGGAGGAGGAGGGACCAAACUUAUAUUGCGGCGAGGGUACACACGGGAGUGAGAAAGUAGGACAGACACGAGACUAAGGGAUCAAGUGGAAAUGAUAGAAAUCUUGUCCCUUCAUUGCAUCUGACCAAUCAUAGAAGAGAGUACAGUAGGAUGAGGAAUAAUUAGCCAAAAAUGAGGAAUAACUAACCGUUUUCUAAAUUAAAAGUCAUUGUAAUCUUCAAAAACUAAAAUCUGCUCAUUUGUGAAUUUC